CUUGUUGUUCAUCGAGAGUCGCAAAAUGGUGGCUUCUGCUAUACGCGGAGAAAUUUUGUUGUACCAUUAAGAACUAAAAAAAACACGCAUUUGUGCUAAUAUUAUUUAGUCAAAUUAUAGUGCAAAACUUUCACGUGCCACUGUCGCUGCAAUACGCGUGUGAAAGUAUACACAAAUUGCGUUUCAAAGUCAGCGAAAAUUGUGCCCAAAAAUCUCCGCAGCAAUAAAAAAAAAAACGCAAAGCAAGCGAACUGUGCCAAGUGCAAAUUAACCAAAAUCUACAUUUCCGGCUGCCUGUGCGCCCUGCCAAAGUAACGGUACAACAGGAGGAGCAACAGCAUCAUCAUCACUAGAUAUCUCUGCCUACUUCUAUCUCACUCGCUCGCACGCACGUCAACGUUAUUGUUAGCGGGCCAAGUGGGAGCCGCAGCCACCCGGUUUCGAAUUCGAGUUCGAGCUGCUUGCUGGAACACACGCACACACACAUCUAUACUGGAUUCAUGUUGAAUUUUCAUAUCAUAGCGGGCAUAAAAAGGCUUAACACUGGACCGGAAGCGUGUUUUUAAAGGGUGAUGGCGGCCUCCACUCAAGGAGAAAUACGAGUGGGUCCCGGCCACCAGGUAAACGAUGUCUAUGCAAAACUGCCCGAUUAUAAUCCAAUCUCAAGCUUCCCCGUUGACAAGGAAACCGAUGAACGUGAAUUAGAGGAAACAAGAUGGAGUCCUGGCGUUGUGGCCGAUGGCGACUUGUUAAUGUUUCUGCGUGCGGCACGCUCCAUGGCUGCAUUUCAAGGAAUGUGUGAUGGCGGUUUAGAAGACGGUUGUUUGGCUGCCAGUCGCGACGACACAACAAUUAACGCACUCGACGUGCUGCACGAUUCUGGCUACGAUCCAGGCAAAGCUCUACAAGCACUCGUAAAGUGUCCCGUUUCGAAGGGCAUUGACAAGAAGUGGACCGAGGACGAAACGAAAAAGUUCAUCAAGGGUCUGCGACAAUUUGGCAAGAAUUUCUUUAGGAUCCACAAGGAUCUGCUGCCACACAAGGAUACACCAGAGCUGGUCGAGUUCUACUAUUUGUGGAAGAAGACGCCCGGCGCCAACAAUAAUCGACCGCAUCGGCGACGCAGACAGAGCGCCUUGCGUCGCAAUCGUGUUACGCGCGCCAACAAUACACCUCCCAAAAAGGAGGACACCCCGGAACCACAAGCUGCGACGACGGCGACGGCGGCGGCGUCGGCUGCAGAGACGGCGAAUCGCUCAUCGCCCGCUGUCUCCAAGGAGGAGAACAGUUCUCUAACCGAGGACGACGUCAGCGAGUGUGACAGUGAUUCGAGUCUGACCAACAAAAGGGAUGAAUCACCAUCUAGGAUGAGGACUAGAAACAAACAACAGAACAACAACAACAACAAUAGCAGUAGCGCCGCUGCAGCUGGUGGCGGUGGUAACUCCGCCGCGGCUGGUGCUGCCUCCGUCAACGCAUCCGGCAACAGCUCCGGCAAGGAUCAGUCCUCUGGCUCGGCGAACAACAACAGCAACGCCGUGGCGAACGGCAAGCGGCCCAAGCGCGGCUCCGAAACACCGGACGCCGCAGCAGCAGCCGCAGCAGCAGCCGCCGCCGCUGCUUGCGAUAGCCCGAAGACGCCCACCAAGACCGUGGCGGAGGGAUCGGGCACUAAGCGCAAGGGCGGCAAACAGGAUACGCCCAACAAGAAGAAGCGCACCGAAGCGGAGACCAACAGCAACAGCAGCGAGCAGGCGAUCAACAACAGCGAGGACAACGUCAAGGAGAAGCCGCGCAAGCGGCCCGACAGUCCAGUUGAGAGCAUGAACUCGGAUAGUCGACCCGAUUCUGUUCUCGACGAUGGCGAGUCGAAUACAACCGACACGGAUGGACGCACCAUCGAGCAGCAGUCCAGCAAGGAUAGCAAGGAGAUCAACUGCAAGGAGGAGAACGCCGUCACGUUGUCCGGUGAUGUGGACUCCAAGUCGGAUGUAGUCAACGAGAAAUCGAUCAAAGCGGAAACUGCCUGCGCGGAAGACAGCAAGGAUACCAUCAAGAACAUGGAUGAGGAGACCAACAUCCAGGCACCCAGCAGUAUACAGCCGCUCAGUAUCAAGCCUACCCACGUGGAUGGUCUGCUCAAAGAGUCCAGCUCCUUGGAAGCGCCACCAGCUGUUGUGCCGGUAGCACCGAUCGCAAUGAAGGUGCCCACAAUUGCGACGGUGGAGGCGCUCAAUGCGUCAGUCGAUCGCGAUCGCAAGGAGGCCAUCGAGAAGAUGGAGAUUUGUGAGAACGAGGCGGCUGCACGCGAUCCCGAGCUGCUCAAGAAGCUGGCCACCAUCAAGCAGGAGACGUUGCCCCAACAGCAGCAGCAGCAACAGCAGCAACAACAACAACAACAGCAGCAGCAACAACAACAACAGCAGCAACAACAACAGCAGCAGCAGCAACAGAUGGUGGGCGUGCCGCCCGUGUCAGCUGCAUCUGGGCCAAUGCAGGAAACCGUUUACAUUAAGAAGGAGCCCAUGGAGGACUCCAUGGACGCCACAUGCAAUCAAAACAGCAACGAGCCACAAGAUCUCAAGGUCAAAAUCGAAAUCAAAAACGAGGAUCUGAAGAUCAAUGCCAGCGGACUGCCGCCUGUCAGCUCGGCGGGGCCGCCGCCCAAUGCCCAACUGGGUGGACUGCAUCACAGUGCCAGCGAGGGCGGCAAUCCGGAACCACUGCAUCUGCAGCAUAUGCCACAUGGACCAACGCCGCAGGCGCCUGCCGGCUACAUCAUAGACGGGCAGCUCAAGUAUGGGCCGCCCGGUCAGCCGCCUCCGCAGCCACCGCCGCAGCUGCACAGCGAUCCCGGCAGUGGGGUCGUGUCGGCACCAGCGCCUCAGAAAUAUCCUGGCGAUAUGGAAAUGAAGUACAACGAGGCAGCCGUCAAAUUCGAGCCAAGUGCUGGCAAAUUUGCGCCACAGGAGCUGAAGUAUCCGGUGCCCGCACCGCUGGAUGCGCUCAAGUACAGCCAGGAAAUGCAGGCAGCUGCCGCUGCAGCGGCGGCCGUGGGCAAGUACGACAUGAAGUACAUGAUCGAACAGCAGGGCAAGUACCCAGUGGAGCUAGCGCCGCCCAAGCCCGGCUACCAGGAGGCACUAAAGAUACCCGAUGUGAAGCCAGGCUUUGCCCAUCUGCCGCACAGCAUUGGUUCGAGCUUAGAUGGACCCGGUCCGCCGCAUAAGUACGCGCCGGCGGGUCAGAGUGGUCCGCCGCUGGAUCAGCAGCCGCCGGGUGCCACGCCUCCGCCCGGCAUUGCCAUGCCCAAGCCGCACUAUCAGCACGAUGUCCAGACGCCGCCGCUGGGACGACCGUUCGAGCCGACAGGUCUUAUGCUCAAGUACGGUGAUCCGCUGGCUGCGAAGUACGGGCCGCCACAGCCGCAGGAUCUCAAGUACCCGAUGCCGCCUGUAUCGUCAGCCGGCGGGGAGAAUCUGAUCAAGGCUUCGCCAUAUGGCCCGCCGCCGGAGAGCCCCAUCGAUGCCUCGGCACGCUCGACGCCCGGCCAGGAUAGCCAGGGCAGCAAUAGCAAUAGCAAUUCGCAGCCGCCAUCCUCGCAACCGCAGCAGUUCCAGUCGCCACAUCCCUCGCCGCACAUGCCUUCGCCAGCUGGCGGUGGCCUGCCGCCCGGCAUGCAUCCACAAAAUCUCAUCUCCCCGCACAGCCAUGGACCACCGCCGAAUUCUGGCUCCGGCCCGGGUCCGCAGCCGCCGACGUCCUUGCAUCAGCCCAUCAGCUCGAUGGCUGGUCAGGGUCCGCCCGGGCUGCAGCACGGUCUGCCACCGGGACCGGGUGGACCGCACGCACAAAUAUCAAUCGCCAAUUCGCUGACGGGCGUCGUCACCUCGCUGGGCGCGCCCACGAUGUCCACCAUGGCGCCCUCGCAUCCCAUGCACCCGCACAUGCAUCCGCACCAACAUGCGCACCUGCAAUCCUUGCAAGCGCUUCACCGGCAUCCCGAUCUGGGCGCGGCCAUGCAUCCACAUGCGCCCAUGGCCAUGUCACUACAGGCACCGGGUCCACCGCCGCCGCACAGCCACGCGCAUCCGCUGGGCCCCAGCCACCAACAGCAGCAGCAGCAGCAACAACAGCCGGGUCCGAGCCCGGCGGGCACAGUGCGUACGCCAUCGCCGGCGCAGCAGCAGCAGCCGCCGCGCAGCAUGCACGAACCGCUGCCCACGUCACGGGAGCCGCCCGCCUCGCACACCUCGACGGCGCCAACGGGCUCGAUGAGCAGCAUCAACUCGGGCCCGGGUCCAGGACAGGGGCCGGGGCAGGGGCCAGGACCAGGGCCGAUGACACAUCAGUCACCGCAUGCGCAUCGCACAUCCCCGCUGCCGGGCUUGGCGCAUCCAUCGGGACUCAUUGGCCAUCCUAUGCCCAUACAUCCGCACUUGGCGCACCUGCCACCUGGUCAUCCGGCACACGCAGCUCUGGCGCAUCCAGGCCAUCAUCUGCUGUCGCAUUCAAUAGCAGGACUGAGCCACGGCGGCGGUCCCAUCGCUCUACUGGCCGGUCCCGGCGGACUGGGUGGCCUGCCCGAGUCGGCGCUCAGCCGACGCACGCCGCCCAGCCAUCUGUCGCAUCCGCACUCCUCAUCAGGGCCAUCGACGCCACACUCGGUGGCCAUCUCGACGAGCAUGUCGCUUACCACCACUCCCAACACGGUGCCCUCGUCCGCCUUCAGUCGCGCCAGUCCCAGCGUACAACUCUCGAGCGGUGCCCCGCCAGCUGGUGGCCCUGGUGGCAACAGCAACAGCGGCACGCCGAACAACUCGUCGUCAGCUGCCGCCGCUGCGGCCGCAGCCGCACAUCGCGCCGCCUCGCCCGCCUCCAGUGUGGGCAGCCUGAGUCGGCAGAGUCCGCUGCAUCCGGUGCCGCAGUCGCCGCUGAGCCAUCAUCCGUCGUCGUCGGCGCUGUCCGCCGCAGCGGCCGCUGUUGCCGAACGGGAUCGGCAUGCGCUGCUGCGUCAGCAGUCGCCGCACAUGACGCCGCCGCCAGUGUCGAGCGCCUCGGGCCUGAUGGCCAGUCCGCUGAGCAAGAUGUACGCACCACAGCCGGGUCAACGAGGCUUGGGCACAUCGCCGCCGCCGCAUUUGCGACCGGGUGCCUCGCCGCCGGUCAUACGGCAUCCACAAAUGCCGUUGCCAUUGCCGCUGAUUGCGCCAGGCGGCGGCAUUCCGCAGAUUGGUGUGCAUCCUGGCCAGUCGCCGUAUCCGCAUCCGUUACUGCAUCCCUCGGUCUUCUACUCGCCGCAUCAUCACAAUCCCUUUAACUCGCCCUAUGGCUAUGCGCCGUACGGACCUGGCUUCCCCGCCUACAUGAAGCCACCGCCACCAUCCGGCCCACUGGAUCCCGCCGCCGUGAUGGCCGCCCAUCAUGCUGGGCUAUCGGGUCCGCCGCCGCCGUCGCGCCAGGAUGAACAGAAUGCAGCAGCUGCGGCAGCUGUGGCCGCCGAGAAACAGCACGCGGCGGCUGUGGCUGCGGCUCAACAACAACAGCAGCAACACAAGACGCCUCAGCAGCAGCAACAACAACAGCAGCAGCAACAACAGCAGCAGCAGCAACAGCAACAACAACAGCAGCAACAACAACAGCAACAGCAGCAACAACAACAACCUGGUGGUCCGCCACAGAAUAAACCACCGACGCCAAAGACGCCGCAGGGACCAGGUGGUGUGGGUGUGGGUGUGGGCGUUGGCCUAGGUGGUCCCGGCACGCCCACGGGUCUGCCGCCCGGCGCCUAUCCGGGCUCUCACAUACCCGGCUAUCCGCCGCCGCCGCAUGCCUCGCCGUUUGCGCCGCAAGAUGGACAACCGCACGGCAUGAAGCCGACCUCCCACAUGGACGCGUUGCGUGCGCACGCGCACUCAGCCAAUUCUGCGGGCCUGGGCAGUGCCCAUCAUCCGACCGAGCCAUUGCCCAUUGACAUUGAGCCCGAUCCAGAGCCCGAGAUACCCAGCCCCACGCACAACAUACCGCGCGGACCCAGUCCCGAGGCGAAGCCGGAUGAUACCGAAUGCCAUCGCUCGCAAUCGGCAAUCUUUGUGCGUCACAUCGAUCGCGGCGAUUACAAUUCGUGCACGCGCACGGAUCUGAUCUUCAAGCCGGUUACGGACUCCAAGCUGGCGCGCAAGCGCGAGGAACGCGAUCGCAAACUGGCUGAGAAGGAGCGUGAGCGAAGACAGCAACAACAGCAGCAGCAACAGCAACAACAACAGCAACAAGCAGCCGCCGCACAACAAGCCGCCCAGCAGGCCAAGAUGAAGGCGGAGCUAAAGCCUCCAUAUGCGGAUACACCAGCGCUGCGUCAAUUGUCGGAGUAUGCGCGUCCACAUGUCGCCUUCAGUCCUGUUGAGCAGAUGGUGCCUUAUCAUCAUCCAAUGAGCCCCAUGUAUAGCAGAGAGAGGCAAUUACUCAUGCUUCCAACCUUGACUAAUUACAGAGAAUUGGAGGAGAUUAAGAACGCGCAAGCGGCGGCCGCAAGUCAAUCGCGACUGGAUCCGCAUUGGAUGGAAUACUAUAGGCGUGGCAUACAUCCCUCACAGUUUCCGCUAUAUGCGAAUCCGGCUAUAUCGCAAAUGGAACGCGAACGUCUGGGCAUACCGCCUCCUCAUCAUGUCGGCAUGGAUCCGGGCGAGCAUAUGAUACGAUUGACGAGAGAAUAUCAUGCACACUCUCAUACUCAUUUACAUUUGCCUUUGCAUCCACAGCCGCAACCACCGGAGGCCGGUUUCCAACUGCCACCGAAUGUUGGGCAAUAUCCGCGUCCAAAUAUGCUUAUACCUAGGGAGCCGCACUCGGACGUUUUGCUGAGGAUGUCCUAUGCAGAUCAACUACAGUAUUUACAGGCCGCCGAGUUUCAACGGCAAUCGCUGCACGAUCAAUACUUUAGAAAUCAACUACGUUAAGUGUUCUCCAACUGGGCAGCUGAGACGAUCCACUUAUGAAAAAAGAGGGAAUCGCAAAUUAGAAAUCAAAUGAAACCAACUGACGAAACAAGCAAAGAAAACAUGAUGGUCGCAAUAUUUUAUAAGUAUCGUCUUUAUAGUGUAUAGUGUUAAAAGAAUUCUAAACAAAAAUUUGAUAGAGAGAGAUAGGGAAGCGUGUUAAUUAUCGUUUAAGCUUACGAGAAUUGAUUAAGGCAAAUGGAACAAACUUAGCACACAAAUUUUUAAGGUUUUCAACUGCGGAAUGUGCAACAAAACAUUUUUGCAGAAUAUAGCAGCACUUUGAUAAUACCCUAUGACUAAACACUAAGCUCUAUUUCAAAUCAAAUUAAUUAGACUUUUGCAACUAGCUAAAAACAAACAGAGCAAAACCAAAAUACAACAACAAACGACAACUUGCAAUUUUAGUAUAUAUAUAUAUAUAUAUAUAGUAUGUAUAUGUAUAUGUAUAUUCGGGACGUGAUUUGAAUUGAAUGGUAAAAGUCGAGCCCAAGAGAUUGGCAGAUAUGCCAAGUGCACUUUGUUGCCGAUCAAGCACAGUCUAUAGAUAUAUAUAUGUAUAUGUGUAUGUAUUUAUAUAUAUGUAAAGAAUGUAUUGUACAAAGGGCUUUCUAGAGAACUGCAACUGCAACUGCAACUACUUUGACAUCUCAUACGCUGAGAAUUGUAUAUGUAAUUUAAACUUAAUGUACUUCCAGCCACAAUUGAACUAUAUGUAUUUCGUAGUGUUAGUGCGCUUAUUGCUGCUUAGUUUUGAUUUAUAUAGUAAUCCUUUUAUAUGUUUUGGCUAGCUUGGCUUUCUUACUACUCAUUAAUUUAUUAUUUUGUUUGGCUUAACUCUAGUAUUAUAUUAUCA
Drosophila mojavensis is the source of this 7851-nucleotide messenger RNA. It is a transcript of the gene Gug, whose product is annotated as arginine-glutamic acid dipeptide repeats protein. The record is from RefSeq and is a predicted model, not a curated record. Gene Ontology annotation, molecular function: transcription corepressor activity. NCBI's taxonomy places the organism in Eukaryota, Metazoa, Arthropoda, Insecta, Diptera, Drosophilidae. The transcript is spliced from 15 exons. Gene Ontology annotation, cellular component: nucleus. The coding region runs from base 573 to 6956 and encodes 2127 amino acids.